AUGAGCAAGUGUCUGGCUGAAAGCCCGUUAAGGAGCACUGUCGAGCGCGAGAAAUGGAUGAACUGUUAUUUCCGGAAGCUUGCGUCGCUGUACAGAAAGUCACCCUGUCUGUGGAAGAAAGACACGCGUUAUUAUCUCGACAGCGAGCGCAGGCAUCGCGCCUACGCUCGUAUUCAUCGGGCGAUGGAUUUACCGGGGAUAAGUUUCGUCGAGAUCGUCUUGAAGAUACGGGAGAUGCGACGCGUGUACGUGAACGAGCUGAGAAAGCUGCUCGAGGCCGAGUCGAACGGUCAUUGCUACGAGAUCAUGGUACCGUGGUUCUACGAUUUGCAUCGAUUUCUCUACCCGUACCUGGAUUACGAGGAGGCGGUCGAGUUGCACGAAAAUCCUGAUUCCGCUAUCUGUGACACCGACGGAGAUCAAUUGGAAACCUUUUCGACAGCCGUGACGCGUUGUUUGAAGAAAUUAGGCAAACCCUACGCGCUUAGAGCUCAGGCGGAAAUUCGACGUAUCUUGAGAAACGUGCUAAUCGAAUCUAAGAACAAUUCCCCCUAA
Messenger RNA from Habropoda laboriosa, 555 nucleotides. RefSeq lists its product as uncharacterized. The transcript is spliced from 3 exons. Lineage: Eukaryota; Metazoa; Arthropoda; Insecta; Hymenoptera; Apidae. The record is from RefSeq and is a predicted model, not a curated record. The coding region runs from base 1 to 555 and encodes 184 amino acids.